Aspergillus lentulus is the source of this 1077-nucleotide messenger RNA. The record is from RefSeq and is a predicted model, not a curated record. NCBI's taxonomy places the organism in Eukaryota, Fungi, Ascomycota, Eurotiomycetes, Eurotiales, Aspergillaceae.
AUGGAAAUAGGUAUCGUCGGCGCCGGUGUAAGCGGUCUAUAUACUGCACUUCUUCUCCAACGAGAAGGCCACCGAGUCACUCUCUAUGAAGCCGGUUCCCACAUUGGCGGACGCAUCUACACUCAUCGCUUCCAACCCCUCAACUCCAAUGAAGAUAUCUACUUUGAAGCUGGGGCGAUGCGUAUGCCCCGUUCGAGUCUGCAUUCGCGUGUGUACCAGUUCAUCCGCUACCUCAACACCCACGGGCGCCACGAAGACAAGAUCGAACUCAUCCCGUACGUCCUUGAACAGCGCAACAACAUCGCCUUCAUCCGCAACCGCAAGGUGAAUGUCGAUGAUCCCACCCUCGCGGUCGAGUGUGGCCUGCCGGCGGAGUAUCAGGGGAAAUCCGCACGACAACUGCUGGGCGAGGCCGUCACCCCGUGGCUGAGCCUGCUUCACAAGGACUUCCAGACUGGGUUUGGACAGCUAAUGAAGCUCGACGAGAUUCAGACAAAUCAGUACGAUUUGAGCUGCACAGAGAUCAUGAUGCAGAAUCUUGACUUCCAUAUCCGAGACUGGAGCACGGUCCGCGGGGGUAUGUCGCGGCUCACCGAGAGCGCAGCAAACCUCAUCGGCCGGGAGCACAUCCACCUCAACGCGCGGGUCGACUCGAUCAAGGAAAACCUAGUCGGAACAAUCACGCUGUCUACUAGUGCACACUCUGCCACCUUUGACAAGCAUCAUCGAACGCCCCACCUGGUCCUUCAUAAAAGAGCAGGCGCUGCGCGCGACGCACCCCUCUAUAAGAUCGGCCUACACUUCCGUACCCGCUUCUGGGAGAAGCUUCCCACUCCUUGUCUCGGCGGACAGAGCGUGACGGACCUCCGCUUCCGCUGGAUCGUGUAUCCGUCCAAUGAUAUUGGAAGCUCGCGGUCCGGGGUGCUGCUGCUGUACUGUUGGAUGAACGAUGCGUACCGGAUGGCCUCGCUCCCUCGGGACCAGCGCGUGUCUCUAGUGUUACACGAUCUGCAGAGGUUCUACGCGGACACCGGCGUCAGCAUCUCCGACGAAUUCAUGGAUGCCUUUGACGUCUGA